Molecule: messenger RNA, 2847 nt
Organism: Toxorhynchites rutilus septentrionalis
Lineage: Eukaryota; Metazoa; Arthropoda; Insecta; Diptera; Culicidae
Gene: Pi3K59F
Product: phosphatidylinositol 3-kinase catalytic subunit type 3
Exons: 13
Coding region: 117-2825 (902 amino acids)
Biological process (GO): autophagy of peroxisome; endocytosis; autophagosome assembly
Cellular component (GO): membrane; cytoplasm; phosphatidylinositol 3-kinase complex, class III, type I
Molecular function (GO): 1-phosphatidylinositol-3-kinase activity
Source: RefSeq, a predicted model, not a curated record
AUGAGGGUUUCUACGACAGUUUGUAUUUGUUUUCGUUUUGUCACUUUAAAAGAUGCUGGAGGCUCAGAUGCUGGAAUAAUAUUUACGUCUCGUGUAUGUUUACAAACAUUUUAUAGAUGAUGGACGCAACAUUUCGUUAUGUAAAUAGUUCAGAUAUACCUCAUAAAAUUCAAAUAAAGAUAGGAACUUUGGAAGGCGAAAUAAAAACACAUUCUUACGAAACACUUCUGCGGAAUCCUCUGCUGAAAUUUUCUGGUAUCAAUUUGGAGAAGUAUCCACCGCUUAAAAUAUGCGUUGAAAUAUAUAGUGAUGGAAAGCGUAUUGGCUUACCAGUCAUAUCCUCUUAUAGAAGUUUUUCCAGUAGAUGGAGCUGGAACGAGUGGCUAACGUUACCAAUUUUGUUCAGCGAUUUGACUCGCUAUUCAAUACUGGCGAUAACUGUCUAUGACUGCUCUGGUAAUCAAAAUGAUGAAACCGUAGUAGGUGGGACAUCGAUUUCAUUAUUCGGAAAAACUGGAGUACUUCGACAGGGUUUAUAUGAUUUGAAAAUGUGGCCCGAAGUAAGGGCUGAUGGUAACUAUCCACCAAGAACUCCAGGAAAAUGUAGUCUUUUCUCAAAUAAUCAGAUGCAACGACUUUCGAAGCUAGCCAAAAAACACCGGAACGGACAAAUAGAAAAGGUUGACUGGCUGGAUCGUUUGACUUUUAGAGAAGUUGAACUGAUUAAUGAAAAAGAAAAAAGGAAUUCAAAUUUCUCCUACCUAAUGGUGGAAUUUCCGGAAUUAUAUGUUGGAGACAAAAACUGUACUGUUGUCUAUCGCGAACCAGAUAGUGAUACUAAAUACUUAUUUGCGUCAAAACCAAAACUAGUAACAAUAUUGGACACGGAAACAUUACAGGAAAAUUUGGUGGAACGGAAGCAUCACCGUCUAUCACGUUCAGCAAGGUCCGGAAUAUCAGAUCGCGAUGCAAAACCAACAGCUAGUGUACGUGAUUUACUACACUCGAUUGUGUACAGGUAUUCCUCAACAUCGCUGCUUGGCAGCGAAGAGCAGGAUUUGAUUUGGAAGUAUCGUUUCUAUCUAAGCACCCAGAAGAAAGCGUUGACCAAAUUUCUCAAAUGCAUUAAUUGGGAAACAGGUGCAGAAGUUCGCCAAGCGUUGACGCUAUUAGCCAAGUGGGCACCAAUGGAUGUUGAGGAUGCACUAGAACUACUCAAUUCAUCGUUUAACCACCCCACCGUGCGACGGUAUGCAAUAUCCCGUCUUGAUCAAGCACCGGACGAGGAUCUUCUUUUAUACCUCUUGCAGCUUGUACAGGCCCUGAAAUAUGAACAUUCGGAAGAAACAUUUAAAUCGUAUCAUAAUUUUGCAUCAGAUAAAGAUUUUCUGCAAAUAAUGGAGGACAAUGCUACGGAAAACAGUUUCGAGAGUCGUUUAGCCACCGUCGACGACUCACUAUUACGUAGUGAGAUUAGGCAAGAUGUAACGACAAAUAUGACAACUAAAAAUGAAGAGGCUGCAAUAUCGAACGAAUCGAGUACCGUGUUCAACGACAACGCGGAUGUCCCCCAUAACUUAGUCACGUUUCUGAUUGAACGUGCGUGUAAGAACUCAACAUUGGCGAACUACCUGUAUUGGUAUUUGUCAAUUGAAUGUGAAGAAGAGACUGUGAGGAAACAAGAUGAACGAGUUCGCGAAAUGUACGUUGCUGUACUAAAUUUAUUUCUCCGACAGCUCUCAACUGGUAGCUCUGAAUUGAAAAUGAUAUAUCAUAACUUGAAAGAACAACAGAAGUUUAUCGACAAUUUAGUGAGACUGGUCAAAAUGGUAACAAAAGAACCCGGGAACCGUAAGAAAAAAAUGGAAAAAUUCCAACAGCUUCUGACGGACGGCGAUAUGUUGAAAAUGCAUUUUACUAAAUUUGAUCCUUUACCUUUCCCUUUGGAUCCGAACAUUUGCAUUCGUGGCAUAGUGCCAGAGAAGGUUACCCUUUUCAAGAGCGCUCUAAUGCCAUCCAAAUUAACCUUCCUGACAACGGAUGGGUCCGAGUAUGUGGCAAUAUUCAAACACGGCGAUGAUUUAAGACAGGAUCAACUUAUCCUUCAAAUGAUUACUUUGAUGGACAAAUUACUGCAAAAGGAAAACUUGGAUUUGAAAUUGACACCGUACCGUGUAUUAGCUACCAGUUCGAAGCAUGGGUUCAUGCAAUAUAUAGAUUCAAUUACUGUAGCCGAAGUUCUAACGAUGGAAGGAAGUAUUAUCAAUUUUUUCCGUAAACACCACCCUUGCGAGACAGGCCCAUAUGGUAUUCACGCUGAAGUGAUGGACACUUAUAUCAAGAGUUGUGCAGGUUAUUGCGUAAUAACCUAUCUGCUAGGUGUGGGGGAUCGCCAUCUGGACAAUCUAUUGCUGACGCAUACAGGAAAACUGUUCCACAUUGAUUUCGGUUACAUUCUAGGUAGAGAUCCUAAACCAAUGCCACCUCCAAUGAAGCUCAGCAAAGAAAUGGUUGAAGCUAUGGGUGGUCUGAAUUCUGAUCAUUAUCAAGAGUUUCGAAAACUUUGCUAUACUGCAUUUCUCCAUUUACGCCGACAUGCUAAUGUCAUGUUGAAUCUAUUCGGUUUGAUGGUAGAUGCAUCAAUCCCGGACAUCGCUUUGGAACCAGAUAAGGCGGUUAAAAAAGUGGAGGACAAUUUACAUUUGCACUUAACUGAUGAAGAAGCUGUACAGCACUUGCAAAAUUUAUUAGACAUCUCUAUCACAGCUGUUAUGCCAGCAUUGGUAGAACAAAUCCACAAACUUGCACAAUAUUGGAGGAAAUAAAUUUAUAAUUAAGAAAAAUGUA